AUGACUUCCUACAGAAGAGCAAGCUACGCAGCCUCCAUUCAGUCUACCACUGGUUCAAUCGCAAGUUAUGCCAAAAGACUAGCCCAGCAGGGCCGACCAGAUAUGGAGAUUAUAUUGGACGACCACAUCGAGGGGAAAAUCUACACAACAUUUGAUGCUUUAUCUGGCAAGGUGGAAAUCACAGCUCCAUACAAUGCCCGGUUCGACGAAAUCCACAUCACCUUGGAGGGUACUGUGAAGACUUUCGUGGAUGACCUGUCACCUGAGAAGACCAAGUCCAAGACGACAGCUCUUCACAAGUUCCUAAAGUUGGUUAUGCCCAUCUCAGAGAAUGACUACCCCCAGCCACGAGUCGCCGAGGCUGGCAGGACCUACACUUUCCCCUUCAACUUCGUUAUCCCGGAUCAGUUGCUUCCACGAUCUUGCUCUCACACCAGCACUGCUGAGCAUGUGCGCGAUGCCCACCUCCAACUUCCACCAAGCAUGGGAGAUCGAGAGCUAUCGGUCAAGGACGAUAUGGCACCAGAGAUGAGCAAAGUUCAGUAUGCUAUCAAGGUUAGGGUAGUCAGGAACCAGGAGGCCAAUAACAAGGACAUUGUUCUUGUAGAAGGUCUCAGGAAGCUUCACAUCGUACCCGCUGUUACAGAGGCACCGCCCAUGAGCAUUGAACCUACCGAUGAUGAGUUUACUCUUUCGAAGACAAAGUCAUUAAAGAAGGGCAUGUUCUCUGGGAAACUCGGCAAAAUUACCGUCUCGGCAGCACAAACCAGCGCUCUCAUUCUUCCAGCACCCUCAUCCGAUAGCUGCACACCUCCGACCACCAUGGCUACUAUGAAUCUCCGAUUCGAUCCUCACGAAAGCUCUUCUCAACCACCACGACUUGGAGGCUUAACUACCAAGAUCAAGGUUUGGACCUAUUUCGCAGUUCGCCCGUCGGCAGAAUUCCCCACGUACCGCAGUUCCUCCGCUAUAUAUGAGACCUACCGAGGCGUAUACGGUAUCUCAAUUCCUCUGUCAUCUAGGUGUGUAGAGUCAGUGGUAUGGACUAGGCAUACCCCCUCGCCAGCAUACGCUCGAAGAGACUCGGCGUCUUCAACAGAGUCUUCGGAUUGUUCAGACAACGUCUACGCACCAGCGCCAAAAGAAAGUGCAGCCUACUAUUCUGCAACUAUUGUGGUACCAAUUACCCUUCCUUCAUCGAAAACUUGGGUUCCCUCCUUCCACAACUGCAUUACCUCUCGGGUUUACACCAUUGAUCUCAACCUAACUAUCCAUACUCCUGGAGCAGGCGUUCCUGCAUCUUCCGUCGCAUUACGUAUUCCAGUUCAGAUUGCCGCAGCCGGAAAUCACAGCCGACGAGCAACUUUAACGGUUGAGGAAGCAGCUGCUGAGCUUGCUGGUGCGGAUGAAUAUCUGGUGCCGAGAUUAAUUGAGAUGCCACAUGAGGACCUCAUUGGCAAUAGUGUCUUGGCUCAGGCCGAUACUUCUGAGCUUCCCCCGAGCUAUGAAGAUUUUGCUCUCCCGCAACAAAUUGUCGGGAGGUGUUGA
This is a messenger RNA of Lachnellula hyalina, 1548 nucleotides long. RefSeq lists its product as uncharacterized. The coding region runs from base 1 to 1548 and encodes 515 amino acids. The record is from RefSeq and is a predicted model, not a curated record. The transcript has a single exon. NCBI's taxonomy places the organism in Eukaryota, Fungi, Ascomycota, Leotiomycetes, Helotiales, Lachnaceae.